GCUGGCGCUGCUUUUGGGAUAAAGGAAAUCUAAAUUUGGUCAAAACCAGAUAAAAAAAAACUACGUCUUUGAAAACAAAGAAAAACAAAGGAAAGCUUGAAUCCAAAAAAAGCUUGUAUUGAGCUUUUACUUACACCUUUGGUUAGAAGUGCAAUCUGAAGAAAGAAAAUAAAAAGAGCUACUAUGGACUCGAGGGACGAACAGCAACAACAACAACAACGCCAGCGGCUGGAGGAUCGUCUUCGCACGGACAGCGAAAGUUCCACAGAUUCAAUAACUCGCUUUGUAUUACCCAGCGUGGAUGGCAGUCCACCAAAAAUUGUCACCAUGGAUGAGGUGGCCAGCAUGCUGAAGGAUCUACGUAACACUGAGUUGGCCCAUGAGAUAGCCUUGAAUCCGGAGUUUAAGCUACAACAAUAUGUACCACCAAUGGAUAGUUUGGAGGGUCGCAUUAAAACGAUUAUGCAUCAGGCAUUUUGGGAUAUUCUCCGUCAGCAGCUGGAACAACAGCCACCCAAUUUUGAUCAGGCCAUACGCCUGCUGGCCGAAAUCAAAGAGGAAUUACCCCAGCUCUUAUCCCCCAAUAAUGAACGCUCGCUGGUACGUAUCAAUGAGGUGCUCGAUGAUGCCAUCAUUCGUCAGCAGGCGGAACGGGGCGUUCUCGAUUUUCGUUCGUAUGCGAAUUUCCUCAUCAAUAUUCUGUCGCGGAUGUGUGCUCCCGCACGUGAUGAGGCUGUAGCCAAAUUGCGUGAUAUUGACGAUGUGGUUGAAACAUUUCGCAAUAUUUUGGAGAUAAUGACACUAAUGAAAUUGGAUAUGGCCAAUUUUAUGUUGUCUAUGGCUCGUAAAAGUAUUGCCGCCAAUUCGGUGCAGUUUGAGAAAGAGAAAUUUAGCAAGUACCUAAGGGAGUUCCAUGGCCAAGCUGGUUUUCCUGCCACAGAGGAUUGGCUACAGCGUCAUCGCCCUGGUUGUUCCAGCAAUGAUGAUAUCAUCUACAAUGCGUACAUGCAGCUGUUGGACUAUCCGAUGGAUAAAGAAUUUCCCGAACUUAUGCGCAUCGACAAGAGUCGCUUUGAGAAUCUCAGUUGGCGGGCUCAACGUUUGAUUAUAUGCGCCUCGAUUAUUUCCAUUUCUCAAGGGAUGCCAGUGAUUUCACAGCGUCGCGAGAAUCGUCUUAAAUUGGCCCAACAAUUGAACAUUAUAAUGCAGGAUGUCAAGCAAAUUGACCAAGUAUCUACUGCCAUUGAGAGCUGCUAUGAGCAGGUACGUGCCUUUAUUCAGAGUGCCCUGAGCCAGGAGCAACUGCCAGCCAUAAGUGAUGCGGAUCAAGCUGCUUUGAAGGCUCAAAUUAUGCAGCUGACUAACAAAACGUCGCCUGUACGCAUUUUAAUGGCCAAACGUCUGAAUGGCUUUGUCCGUGUUGCAUUGCGCUCAAAUAACGGUAUACCACCUCCACCAUCUGGCUUUGGGGACUACGAGGAGGAACUUGUUGCAUUUAUUGCCUCUUUUCGGCGCCUCGUUUCAUAUAAUCAUGCCGUUUUCGGCGAACAUUUUGCAACGGUGCUCAAUCGCCAGCGUUCGAGUGAUGAGCCUCAGCCAGAGGCCACAUCCAGCGCUGGUAUUGCCACUGGCCACGCGCAAAUGGCCAAGCCUUAAGCAUUCGGGGGCCGAUAAUUGUUUCCGAUGCCUGUCUCUGUGCGCUUUUAGGUCAAGAGUUGGAAUAGAGCCGCCGCCGCCUUCAAGCAUAACCCAAUAAUAAGGACGAAGAUUAGAAAGUGAAAUGAAGUUGACGAGUAACCAUGUACAACGAUGGAGAGAGACAAGAAUGUGACUUUGUCCUAAUGAAGUCCUCGCUUCUAACUUACCGAUUGUUUCUCUUUUUCAAACACGUAGCAAUCACAGACAUGCAUAUAUAACAAAAUUCUUUUUUGUUGUGCGGAGGGUGAAAAACUAGACAAAAAAAAGC
Drosophila willistoni is the source of this 1966-nucleotide messenger RNA. Its product is annotated as T-complex protein 11-like protein 1. Gene Ontology annotation, biological process: signal transduction. The record is from RefSeq and is a predicted model, not a curated record. The coding region runs from base 184 to 1656 and encodes 490 amino acids. The transcript has 6 exons. Lineage: Eukaryota; Metazoa; Arthropoda; Insecta; Diptera; Drosophilidae.